CCCAAAACCAACGGACGGGCGGGUGAGGAAAAGAAAGAAAACAGAGGGAAACCCAAUGAAGGAAGAUCAGAGCAAAAUUGGAAGGAAAAUAAAUUCAAAUGCAUGCAUUUUUUGACUCCACAGUCCACGCUCUUUUUCUCUCUCCCUUUAGUUAAACACUUUAAAGACGCCAUUUCAGAGCUUCAAGGGCUUGAAUAAGAAGAAGCUAUGGCGUCUGAGAGAAGUACUGAAACCACGAAGACUCUGUUGCCAGUGCUUCAGAAGCAAGGAGAAGAAGACGAUGAUCAUGGCCGCAGCAAAGCUGGAUCCGCCAUGUCUAAAACAGGAGCUUAUGCCGCCAUUUCUUAUAUGGCUUCUGCUGUUCUGUUGCUAAUGUUCAACAAAGCAGCUCUUUCUUCUUACAAAUUUCCAUGUGCCAAUGUCAUCACUCUUUUCCAGAUUAUAUGUUCAUCCACACUUCUCUAUGCACUACGGCAUUGGAAGAUCAUCUCUUUCACAGUGGGUGAAUCUCAAAGCAUCAGUUCUUCUGGAAAGUCAAUAAUCCUCAUACCUUAUAAAACUUUGGUCCAAACACUUCCCCUAGCCCUAUCAUAUUUACUUUACAUGCUUGUGACUAUGGAAUCGGUUCGUGGGAUCAAUGUUCCAAUGUAUACAACAUUGAGAAGAACUACUGUAGCAUUUACAAUGAUUGCUGAGUAUUUGUUGGCAGGCCAGACUCAUUCACCUUUUGUUGUUGGCAGUGUGGGGAUGAUUAUACUUGGUGCAGUUGUAGCUGGAGCCAGAGAUUUGUCCUUUGACAUCUACUCCUAUGCUGUGGUCUUCAUUGCAAAUUUAUGUACCGCUAUAUAUCUCGCUUCUAUUGCUCGUAUCGGGAAAUCUAGUGGUUUGAAUACCUUUGGCCUCAUGUGGUGCAAUGGGUUAAUAUGUGGACCUUUCUUGCUAUUUUGGAUCAUACUGCGAGGCGACAUCGACACGACAUUAAAUUUUCCUGACCUGUUUUCCUUUGGCUUCCAGUGUGUGAUGAUUCUCUCCUGUAUAAUGGCUUUCUUGAUCAACUACUUUGUGUUUUUAAAUACAACUCUCAAUUCAGCUUUGACACAAACAGUAUGUGGUAAUUUGAAGGACGUUUUCAGCAUUGCGAUAGGCUGGUUUCUGUUCGGAGGACUUCCCUAUGAUUUCCUUAAUGUUGUUGGGCAGUCACUUGGAUUUCUGGGAUCUUGCUUAUAUGCCUAUUGCAAGCUCCAUGGGAAAUAAGAUAUCAAGAUGGAGCUGCCUUCUAUGUCUUGGAGUCAUUUCUUAUACACAAAAGAAUUAAACAAGUUAAUUUUGUGCUGACUUAUACUCGCUUGUCAGCUGCCAAAUUUUGAUGCAAUCCAAAUUGUUGUGAAAGGGAAGAAAAAUAAAAGGAAAAAGUUGUAGAAUCACUUACUUUUGGGCAUUGUUAUGUAGAGAAUAUGAAGUUUCGUUCUCUCAUCUAUAUAAUUUAAGUGAAUCUCUCUCUA
Molecule: messenger RNA, 1502 nt
Organism: Benincasa hispida (wax gourd)
Lineage: Eukaryota; Viridiplantae; Streptophyta; Magnoliopsida; Cucurbitales; Cucurbitaceae
Product: UDP-N-acetylglucosamine transporter UGNT1-like
Source: RefSeq, a predicted model, not a curated record